Messenger RNA from Penicillium soppii, 1593 nucleotides. Its product is annotated as Major facilitator superfamily domain general substrate transporter. The coding region runs from base 1 to 1593 and encodes 530 amino acids. Gene Ontology annotation, cellular component: fungal-type vacuole membrane. The record is from RefSeq and is a predicted model, not a curated record. The transcript has 2 exons. NCBI's taxonomy places the organism in Eukaryota, Fungi, Ascomycota, Eurotiomycetes, Eurotiales, Aspergillaceae. Gene Ontology annotation, biological process: transmembrane transport; basic amino acid transport. Gene Ontology annotation, molecular function: basic amino acid transmembrane transporter activity.
AUGGCAGAAGUGAGAGAACCUGCAUCUGAGCAGACGCCUCUUCUGCGGGCACCCAGCGAAAAUGGGGAUACCUCGCUCCCAAAGGAACCCACCACGAAGGAGCUGAUUUGGAUCCUUGGGAGCAUCUGGCUGGGUGUCUUCCUGGCUGCACUGGACUCGACAAUCGUUGCAACUCUCUCCGCGCCUAUCUCUUCGUCCUUCAAUUCUUUCUCGCUGCUUUCGUGGCUGGCAACCUCUUACUUAAUCUCCAAUGCCGCCUGCCAACCCCUUAGCGGUCGAUUGACCGACAUAUAUUCUCGCCGAUGGGGACUUGUAUUUUCCAAUGUCUUUUUCGCAAUUGGAAAUCUGAUUUGCGGCCUUGCCAGAGCUCAAUGGGUUAUCAUCUUUGGUCGCGUAGUGGCAGGUGUCGGCGGAGGCGGUCUGACCGCGAUUUCAACCUUCGUCACGUCCGACCUGAUUCCUCUACGCAAGCGCGGCAUCUGGCAAGGCAUUGGAAACAUCUGCUUUGGUGCCGGCAUGGGACUCGGCGGUGUCUUUGGGGGGUGGAUCAACGACACCCUGGGGUGGAGGUGGGCGUUUUUGCUCCAAGUUCCACUCCUGGUUGUCUCGUGUGUGCUGGUCGCGGUGAAGGUCAAUAUUCCGGUGAAGGUCUCGGAGACCGCGCGCAUCAAGCGCGUUGAUUUCCUCGGUGCUAUCACCCUCGUUCUGACACUGGUUACUUUGCUGCUUGGCCUUAACACCGGCGGAAACCAGGUUUCCUGGACUCACCCGCUAGUUUUGACAUCGCUGGUCAUGUCUGUUGUCUUCCUCGGAUUGUUUAUCUACGUGGAAGCGAAGGUUGCGUUGGAGCCUAUUAUCCCCGUGCGGCUUCUGUUGGACCGCACGGUGGCAGCCGCUUGUCUGACCAACUGGUUCACUACCAUGACUGUAUUCGGUCUUUUAUUCUACCUUCCCGUUUUCUUCCAGGUACAGGGCCUGUCGGCUACCGCUGCCGGUGCACGUUUGAUCCCGCAGGCCAUUGGUACCUCGAUCGGUUCUUUGGGAUCGGGCAUCAUCAUGCGUGCCAGCGGUCGGUACAAGCUUCUCAAUUAUGUUGUCAUGGCUGUUCAAGUCCUCUCCGCUGGACUCAUUUGCACCAUGGAUCUCAACACGCCUGUCGGACUACCCUUCCUUUAUUUCUUCCUAGGCGGUGCUUCCUAUGGCAGCAUGCUGACCAUCACAUUGGUUGCACUUAUCUCCGCUGUUGAUCACCAGCACCACGCGGUAGUGACCUCUGCCUCAUACGCUUUCCGCAGUACCGGAAGCACGAUUGGUAUUACCAUUGCCUCAGCAGUCUUCCAAAACACCCUGAAGCUGGGGCUUUGGGGUCGCUUUGGUGAGCGCGAGAAUGCCAAGGAACUGAUCGGUCGCCUGCGGGAUAGCUUGGACGAAAUCUGGAAGCUGCCCGCAGACUGGACACCGGGUGUUCUUGAUGCUUAUAUGGACUCUCUGCGUGCCGUUUUCAUAACUCUACUGGGACUCACAGUGCUAGGUUCUUUGGCUAGUAUUGCUAUGAGGGAGCACAAACUACACAAUAACUUGGCUCGACGUUAA